CAGUCUACAAUCUCCGGUCUUCAGUCGACCGUGGCCUUGCUUCCCCAACGGUUGUGUUGCUGCGUACCGCUCCGCCCGCUUUUACCGCCCGUACCGCUUUCCCGCUCCUACCGCUCGUACCGCUCUCAGUUGCUGGCGAGUUUGGCCGAGCUUAACGAUCGACUGCAAAUUGCCAACUACAUACACACAAGCACAUAUAACGCGAUGUCUUUUCUGGUGAUUUUGCUGAUCCUGUACGUGAUCUGGGAUGUCAACUAUUUCAUCCGCUGCGUAUUCACCGUGUUCGCCGGCCGGCUGUUCCAGCGGAAGCGCAAGGUCACGGACACCACAACGAUCUACGGGCUGUGCACCUCGCAGGACGUGGACAUCUUUAUCCGGCACAUGAACAACGCCCGCUAUCUGCGCGAACUGGACUUUGCCCGCUUCCAUUUCUACGCCCUCACCGGACUCUACGAGCGCAUCCGGGAGCAACGCGGCGGUGCCGUUCAGGGAGCCAGCAGUGUGCGCUACCGACGCACCAUACCCAUCUUCCAUCCGUACAAGAUCCAGACGAAGCUGAUCUGGUGGGACGACAAGGCCAUCUAUCUGGAGCAGCAGUUCGUCACGCUCGCGGACGGAUUUGUGCGCGCGGUGGCCAUGUCCAAGCAGAACAUCACCAACUGCAAUGUGCUGGAGGUGCUGAAGACCUAUCCGGAAACUGCCCAGCGACCGGAGAAGCCGGAGGAGCUCAAGCUCUGGCUGGACGCCAUUGAGCUGUCCAGCCAGAAGCUGCGAAAGGACAAGUGAAUCGAUUGAUUCCUUCGCGCGCAGCACAGCUCAUUUAUGCUUGCCUCAUUUGCUUAGUCUUCUAGUUAUCUCCCAUUUCUUUUUUUUUUUGAGUUCACUGUGCGGAAAUACUAGACUGAUGUGUUUUUCACGCAAAAAAGGAGCGUAACAAAAUGUACAGAAAAACAAGUAAUGAUUGUUAGCAAAAGCGCAUAGACACUUAAAGAUUAUUUUUUCACAGUGCGUUAGUUAUACAAAUAUUGCAUUAAUGGAAUGGCUGAAUCUUUAUAAAUACAUUUUUUUACAAACUUAAUUGUAAAUACUCCAAUAAUUUUGUAUGAUCUAUAUAACUUUUCCAGUUUCUGGUUUCAUCACAUAUAUUUCGUUGUGUUGAGAGUCAGAGUGGUUGGAGUUUCUUUUCUCGACUUUCAUUUAUGCUAAGUUUGAUAUCACGCAACGCCAAGUCAUCUGUUAUCUGUGUCGAUAAUUCAAUGGAUUGCUUAUUUUCAAUAUUUUCUUUCACGCUGUCUCCGCCAAAUGAAGCAGCUAAUUAUGAAGACUGCAUUUUGAUUAUGUAAUUAUGUAACGGCCAUCCUCAGCAGUUUGGCCACGGCCAAGCGUUUUGCAAAUAUUACACAAAAAUAAACAUAAAAUAAGCAUAUGUGCAAUGUUAAAACAUAA
Molecule: messenger RNA, 1446 nt
Organism: Drosophila santomea
Lineage: Eukaryota; Metazoa; Arthropoda; Insecta; Diptera; Drosophilidae
Product: protein THEM6
Exons: 2
Coding region: 205-786 (193 amino acids)
Source: RefSeq, a predicted model, not a curated record